Molecule: messenger RNA, 3257 nt
Organism: Oncorhynchus nerka (sockeye salmon)
Lineage: Eukaryota; Metazoa; Chordata; Actinopteri; Salmoniformes; Salmonidae
Product: growth/differentiation factor 2-like
Exons: 2
Coding region: 114-1355 (413 amino acids)
Biological process (GO): BMP signaling pathway
Cellular component (GO): extracellular region
Molecular function (GO): growth factor activity; cytokine activity
Source: RefSeq, a predicted model, not a curated record
CCCUAGCGUAGAAGAAUCUCAAUUUCAACAGAUUGUCACCCAAAGUCAGUUUUAAAUACAUAGUGGGAACUGGGAAGGUAAAGCGUGUCGAUUGGGAAGGAUCUGAUCUGAAGAUGCAGUGCUCAAGGCGUUUCCUCUUCCAGAUGUGUCUGAGUUUGCUGGUGUCCACGGGCUCCUGUCGGUGCAAACCACUAAACGAUGUCCUCCAAAGUGAAGAUCGCGGGGGCUUCUCUGAGACUUCCGAGCAGGACCUGGUCGAAGAGGAGGACAGGUUACACAGCUUUCUGGGAACCAUGAAGGAAGAGUUUCUGAGGAAACUCAAUUUAUCCGAUGUCCCACAGGAGCACAGCAAGAUAUACCCGCCGCCGUUCAUGAUUGAACUGUACAACAAGUAUGCCUCCGACACGUCCUCGAUGCCUCGUUCUGAUGUCAUUCGCAGCUUCACCGUUCAAGAUGUCAGUCACUCUGAAAAAAAUGGCACCAAGUCAAAACACAGACUUCUGUUCAAUGUAACUGUCCCAAAUCACGAAGAGGUCAACAUGGCAGAACUCAGGCUGUUCACCCUGCUGGAUAAUAGGACAACCUCAACCUCUACCAAUGGGAUCGGGGCUUCAAUAAAGGUCUAUGAAGUGGAGUAUAAAGGAAACAAGGCCAUUGCCCACCUUGUGGAUGGGAAAGAGGUCAUUGGGACCCAUCACUCUUGGGAAACUUUCGAUGUGACCACUGCCAUCCAGAGUUGGGUCAAGUCGGACCGCGGGGCCAGUGAGUUUGAAGUGGUGGUCGACAGGUGGGACUGUGGGCCUUUCAAAGGCGGAGGUUUGGACGUGAGCGUGGGCGUGGGCGUGAGGGAUAACACGGCAGCUGCUUUGAUCGUCUUCUCCGACGACCUGGGGAGCAGGAAGAGAGAGGCCAAGAAGGAGCUGAGGGAGAUGAUAGUUCAUGAGGAAGAGACACUCUUCUCAGUCAGCGACUGGCAAGGGACCGACUACAAUGAGAUCCCCGUGGACCUACACCCCAGGCGGAAGAGGCAGGCGGACACCAACUACUGCCGACGGACCUCCAUGCGAGUCAACUUCAAAGACAUCGGCUGGGACCAGUGGAUCGUAGCGCCCCCUGAGUAUGACGCCUUUGAGUGUAGAGGGGUGUGUUACUACCCCCUGACUGACGACAUGACCCCUUCCAAACACGCCCUCAUCCAGACCCUGGUCAAUCUCAAGAACCCCAAAAAAGCCAACAUGGCGUGUUGCGUUCCCACAAAACUCGACCCCAUCACGGUCAUGUACCAGGAGAAUGGUGUCAUCACUAUACGACACCCGUACGAAGAGAUGAAGGUGGCAAAGUGUGGAUGUAGGUAGUGAGAGGUAACAUCCAUGGGGGUCCCCUUAACCCGUUACUGUAAAUCUGUACAGUUCUGUUGUGAGAUGCAUUUGAGUUAUUUUAUUGAGUAUAUGUUCAGCGAAUGCACAGUCUGUCUAGAAUAGCAAUAAAGCCUAUGAUACAAUAUUUAUAAAUUAUUUAUGAGCGUUAUCAUUAUUAUUAUUAGGGUUUUAGAAAGUAAUAUAGAUCAUAAAUUGGAUCUACAGAUGUAGGAUCUUAGUUAGGUGCGCAUGCAAAGCAAUACACAACUCUAGAUUUCUUACAUACUCAUAUUAUUAUUAUCAUUUAAUUUAUUCCAUUCUCUCAGACGCUUAAACGACUUAAGCUAUUAACAUGAAUCCAACGUCCCAAUGUGCAGACUGCCCCAACAGACUGGCCACCAUUAGCAUAAAAUAACUCACCAACAAUAACUCUUGAAACGUUCAAGCUGGAGACACCAAACCAACUUUCACAUUUCCAGACGAUUCUAAUUUCAGAUUCUCUAAAACUUUAAUCAACUAGAACAAUAAACUUUGCAUAAAUUAGCAUAAAAUAACUCACCAACAGUAACUCUUGAACAGUACAAGUUAGAGACACUAAACCAACUGUCAUAUGUUCAGGCUAUUGUAUCUUCACAUUCUUUCAAAUCGUAAUCAACUAUAACUAUAUACAUGUGCAUACGUUUGCAUAAAAUGACCCACUGACAGUAACUCUUGAACCAUUUCAUCUAGAGGCACCAAACCAACGUCCAGAUGUUUGGGCUAUCCUAAUUUCAGAUACUUAAAAACUUGUAUCAAUCAGAGACUCUGGGUUCGCACCCAGGCUCUGUCAUAACCGGCCGCGACCGGGAGGUCCGUGGGGCGACGCACAAUUGGCAUAGCGUUAGGGAGGGCUUGGCCAGUAGGGAUAAUAUCCUUGUCUCAUCGCGCACCAGCGACUCCUGUGGCGGCCCGGGCGCAGUGCGCGCUAACCAAGGUUGCCAGGUGCACGGUGUUUCCUCCGACACAUUGGUGCGGUUGGCUUCCGGGUUGGAUGCGCGCUGUGUUAAGAAGCAGUGCGGCUUCCUGAGCCCGUACCGGAGUUGUAGCGAUGAGACAAGAUAGUAGCUACUAAAACUAUUGGAUACCACGAAAUUGGGGAGAAAAAGGGGUAAAAUUCAACAACAACAAAAAACACACACAAAAAAAACUACCAAUUAUAACUAUAUAUAUGUGCAUUCAUUUACUCUUCAGCCAUUCAAGCUAGAGACACUAAACCUACUUUCACAUGUUCAGGCUAUCCUAACUUCAAAUUCUUUAACACAUGUCUCAACUAUGACUGAAUAAAUGUGCAUAAAAUAACUCCCCAACAGUACGUCUUAAUCUGUUCAAGCUAGAAAUACUGAAGCAACAUUUAGAUGUUCAGGCUAUCCUAACUUGCAAUUCUUGAAAACUUUCAUAACGAUACAAAAUGUGCACACAUUUGCAUAAAAUAACUCACCAAAAGUAACUCCUCAACUUUUCAAGCUUAUAGGCACCAAACAAACAUUCACAUGUUCAGGCUAUCCUAACUUCAAUUAUUUAUUUAUUUUUUAACUAUAACUAUGGACAUUUGCAUACAUUUACAUAAAAUAACCUACCAACCAUAACUCUUGAACUGUUCAAGCUAGAGACACCAAACCAACUUUCACAUGUUCAUGCUAUCGUAUCAAUCAAAGCAAUCCUUCACCAGCUAGCAUGCACAUCACAUUUUCUUCAGAAAAUGCACUUUUCUAGUUUGAUCACUCUUUUGUUGCUGAGGAUUUUCCUGCACAGCAGGAAAUGCAAACUUGUCGUGUAUUGGAGUUUUUGAAAGGAUUCUCAAGUUUGUCAUUACCUCUUUGACAUUUCAGACUUGAUUUGCCCUAACAAAAAAUGUAGCAA